This is a messenger RNA of Bathycoccus prasinos, 1770 nucleotides long. RefSeq lists its product with no specific name. Bases 1 to 1770 code for a protein of 589 amino acids. The transcript has a single exon. The record is from RefSeq and is a predicted model, not a curated record. Gene Ontology annotation, molecular function: iron ion binding; heme binding; oxidoreductase activity, acting on paired donors, with incorporation or reduction of molecular oxygen. NCBI's taxonomy places the organism in Eukaryota, Viridiplantae, Chlorophyta, Mamiellophyceae, Mamiellales, Bathycoccaceae.
AUGCGUACUAUUCUCUCCGUUUUGACAGUUUUGGUGGUUCUCUUGAAACUGAAACAAAUGUGGAGCGUGUUCUUGUUGAAGAGAGGUGGGAUAACGACCGUUAUAGUGAGGAAACGACGGCGUUUGAGUGGAUGGGUUUUGAGUGCUCAGACGGAGAAAAAAGUCCACCUGUUGGACAGGAUUGAACGAUGGUUGAGAGAGAGCGACGAGAGGAGUGACAAAAUUGAUAAUGAUGGUAAUGGUAAUGAUGAUGAUAGUAAUAAUCGUCGAAAGAGGAUAUUCGGCGCGACGUCUUCUCUGGUCACCGGCUCGUGUCCGUUCGCGCACGUCGGCGCCAGCGACGCCGCUCGCAAAAUAUUGCGAGAAGGCGGCACGGAGAAGAUGCCGGCGUAUUCAGCGUUUAAACGAUUCGCCGGGAACGGGUUGUUCACGUGCGCAAAUGCGGAGGAGUGGCGGAGGAAACGCGUGGAAGUUUUGAAGGCGUUUGGGAGAGUCGGCGUGGGGAAGUUGAGGAGAGUCGCCGAGAAGAGAGUGAAAGAAUUGGUGAAGGAGAUCAGAGAGGAGAUUAAGACGAAGAAGAAGAAAGGAGGAGAGAAGAACAAUGAUGAUAUAAAAGUAGCGACGGUGACGCUGUUACCUCUGUUGCAAAGAGUCGCGCUGAGAAUCACGUUUGAGUACUUGUGCGGGAUAUCGAUGGAGGAGGCGUGCAAGAGGAGGAGCGCGAAGAAAUUGAACGACGACGAUGAAAAGAACAAAGACUGGAAAGUGAUUGAGACGGAGUACUUGGAGUGUUCGACGAUUUUGCGACGCAUCAUUCCAGCGCGAGCGCGCUCGAUGUGGAUCAUUUCUGACUUUUUGUACUACACGUUUUCAUCCGUCGGACGAGAAGAGAAACGAGCGAUUGAAAAGGCGAAGUUGUUGGCUUUGAUUGCGGUGGAAACGUGCACGGAAAAUUCGGCGUUGAGGGAGAUUAUCAGAGGCGAAGCGCACGGAAAACGCGCGACGGAUGCGGUUGAGGAAGCGACGACGCUGUUAUUCGCCGGUCACGACACGCAAAGCGCGACGAUGUGUUGGGGAAUAUUAGAGCUCAUCAAGCACGAAAAGAUACAAGAGGAAUUGAGGCGUUCGUUGCGCAAGCAGCGACGAACGGAAAUAGAAGAAAACGGUGGACGGCAGCAGCAUAGGAAUAGCACGAGCAACGAGGAUGACGAGAGCGAGAACGGCAACGAGAACGACGACGUAAACGACGACGAUGCAGACGAGAAGGAAAUCACGACUUCCGCGAGCAAACCAGAACUCGAAGCCGUCAUCCGCGAGACGCUUCGUUUACAUCCAGUCGCGCCACUCGUCGUGCGUCAGAUGAAACACCGCUCGAUACAUUUGGAAAACGGUGUGACCAUCCCGAAAGGUACGGCGGCGUGUGUGUGGCUUCACGCGUCGCAUCGCGACCCAGCCGCGUGGGAAAGCCCAAACGCGUUCCAACCUUCGCGUUGGCACGAUACCAUCGCUCCCGCGACGACGACGAUCAAACUGAAAAAGCCGGGCAAAAACUUCCAGCCUUUCGCGUCCGGUCAACGCUCGUGCGUCGGUCAACACGUCGCCAUGGCGACUCUGAGAGUCGUCUUUGGCCAACUCUUGGAGACGUUUACGUUUUCCGAAAACGCGUCAGAGUAUCCCAUCGCAGACGAGAUGGUUCCGAGCGUCGGUUUUACCGUCACGCCGAGGUUCGGCGCCAGGGUGAACGUUUCGGAAGAAGAAGAGGAAGAUUAG